AUGAAACUGCCACAAGGCUUGCUGGUCAUUGCUUGUAGAGGUGUGGACUUUCCAGCUGUGGACUGGGUCGUCCAGGCAGGCGGUUGCCUGGUGCCAUCGUGGCGUCUGCACAGCUUGAGGGAUUCGAAGGCUGACUGCCCAGACACAGUGGACUCCUACAUCCAUCGCACGGGCAAGUCGGCGCUUUUCUUGCUGCCGUCCGAGAAGCCUUUCGUGGACAAGUUGCUUCAGGCGCGCGUGGGCGUACGAGCCAUCAAUGCGAAGCAGUCGAAAGUUGUGUCUAUACAACAGAAGCUGGCCUCGGUGCUCGCCGAAUCCGGGGACAUUCGCCACCUCGCCCAGAGGGCCUUUGCCUCCUAUGUGCGUUCAGUGCGGCUCAUGAAAGACAAGGACAUCUUCGACUUCGAGGCUCUCCCCAAGGCUGCCUUUGCAGAGUCUUUGGGCUUGGCCGAUGCGCCGGAGAUCGGAGCCGAUUGGGAGGAUGAGGACACCGAGCACAACAAGCUGAAGAAACGGAAGAACCAGUCUGCCUUGCAGCGCCUCAAAGACAAGAUACGAGAAAAGAAGCAGGCCGGAAAGCAAGUGCCAAAAAUGGAGGAGGAUGCAGAGGAGGAGCUGGAGCUGGAUCAGCCGCACAGCUCGAAGAAAAAGAUUGGCAAAUGGGAGCGCCGCCAGCGACGCAUCGCUGCGGCAAGCAAGGCAGGGGCAGGCUCAGAGCCUGCAAAGGCAGCGGCGGAGGAAGAUUUCUUGGAGCUCGUUGCAGAGCAAAGGGAAGGCUUGGAGUCUCAAGCUGUGCUUCCGAUAAAGAAGCGCCUGAAGAUUCGCAAAGAUGGAUCAGCUCAGGCGAGCGGACAGCACGUUUUCUUCACCGGAAAGGACGGUGCAAAAGCCAGCUCCGAGUUAGCGCAGUUGGCAGACGAACUCCGUGCAGAGGCCUCGCCAGAUCAAGGCGAGUCUCGGGCCAGCUUUCUGAGACGAGUGCAGGACGACCUCGCCACAAGAGAUUCCUCCGAUGCAGCUGCGAGCCGUUCACGCAUCCAGAAGCGCCAUCAGACCAUGCGCCGCAAAGAACGAGCAGCAAAAGGCGCGCAGGAUGACGAAGAGCUGGACUGCGAGUCUGAAAGUCCGCCCCCUUCACCUGCACCUCAGCAGACAGAGGGGAGCUUGGAAGAAAGCAUGCCAAAGAGGAAGGCGGCUUCCUCUGUGUCCAAGAUUGCCAGCUUGGACUUGGAAGAUUUGGAGAAGAAGGCCUUGAGCCGCUUGGGUGGGCUCUUCGCAUAA
This is a messenger RNA of Symbiodinium sp. CCMP2592, 1281 nucleotides long. Lineage: Eukaryota; Dinophyceae; Suessiales; Symbiodiniaceae. The record is from the annotation of a GenBank genome assembly.